Messenger RNA from Paramormyrops kingsleyae, 3160 nucleotides. It is a transcript of the gene abraxas2, whose product is annotated as abraxas 2, BRISC complex subunit. Gene Ontology annotation, cellular component: nucleus. Gene Ontology annotation, molecular function: microtubule binding; polyubiquitin modification-dependent protein binding. NCBI's taxonomy places the organism in Eukaryota, Metazoa, Chordata, Actinopteri, Osteoglossiformes, Mormyridae. The record is from RefSeq and is a predicted model, not a curated record. Gene Ontology annotation, biological process: attachment of spindle microtubules to kinetochore; mitotic spindle assembly; protein K63-linked deubiquitination.
AAACAUACCGGAUGUUCAUGACGUAAUGAGGUUUUAGACCGUAGGGGAUUGUGGGGCAGGUGGGGAAGCUUCCAUUAUGGCGGCUUCCAUUUCAGGUUAUACUUUCAGUUCUGUGUGUUAUCACAGUGCUAACAGCAACUCCGACCACGAAGGUUUUUUGCUGGGGGAAGUGAGGCAAGAGGAAUCGUUUAGCAUAAGUGAUGCUCAGAUCAGCAACACUGAAUUUCUCCAAGUAGUUGAAAUCCAUAACCAUGAACCUUGUGCACAACUAUUUAGCUUUUAUGACUACGCAGGUAAAGUGAGUGAAGUGAACCUCAACAAAAUUCUCAAAGAUAGAAGAAAAAAUGUCAUUGGCUGGUACCGGUUCAGAAGAAACACACAGCAACAAAUGUCAUUCAGGGAACAGAUCAUCCACAAGCAGCUGACACAGAUCUUGGGUGUGCCCGACCUUGUCUUCCUUCUCUUCAGCUUCAUCUCCACUGCCAACAACUCGACGCACGCGCUAGAGUAUGUGCUCUUCAGGCCAAACAAACGGUACAAUCAAAGGGUCUCCCUCAGCAUCCCUAACCUUGGCAACACCAGCCAGCAGGAGUAUAAGGUAUCAUCGGUACCAAACACGUCACUGAACUACGCCAAGGUGAUCAAAGAACAGGGGGCUGAAUUUUUUGACAAGGAUGGAGUAAUGAAGGAUAUCAGAACAAUAUUUCAGGUGUACAGUGCACUUCAAGAAAAGGUUCAGGCUGUCUGUGGGGAGGUUGAACAGAGUGAACGUGUGAAAGAAAAAAUCCAGGAUGAAGUAAACAGACUCAAACAGGAAAUAGCACUCAGAAAAAGAAAGAGUGCAGAGGAAGAAAGAAGACUCCAGGAAUUAGAAGCCGCAGAAACUGUGGAGUCGAGCGCAUCUGUACUGGAAAAUUCCGAUUCUUCUGUGACGUCCAGGAUUGGCUUCCGCAGCGCCACCUUGGAGCGGAUGGGCCUGGAGAGACCGGGGACCUCGGACAUGCCGCCGCUGUAUUCGGACGUGGUCGGCCGCGACUCCACCACGGUGCUCGGCAGCAAGGCCAACGUCGUCUUCCUCCCCAGACCUCAGGCCGUGGGCUCACCAGGACACCCCCACCCGCUGAGUCUGCCGCUGGGCGACGGGUCCAGUUUGGACUCCUUGGACAGGCGGGCUGCUGGCCAGGAGGACGAGGAGGAUGAGGAUGAGGAAGAGGAGAGCAACGAUUGUGAGAACCUAGAAAAUGAGCUGUCCUUGUCACCCGGGGACGUCACGCUGCCGCCCAGUCAGGGCCGGCCGGCUUCUCUCAGACCUGAUGGUGACUCGCACAGCACUCCGAGCUCCUAGGCAUGAACACGGGGACGUCGCACGCUGCGCUGGGAAGCUGUGCAUCCCCACGGAUUGGGGGAAUCUCGGCCUUGGCAGUAAAAGGUUUUGCGUGGAUGGCUUUGCUGUGUUCUCAUAGGUCGUAUUAUCGUUUUUGUUUCUUUGAAUUAUGCUAGGGAGUCCAGGCUGCCAGUUGUGACUCUCAGAAAAAGGCUUCUGGGGAAACUGGACCAGUUUUGCCUUGGUGAAGGUCUAAAAAAAAAUCCCUUUGAAAUAAAUCUCUUUCAGAGGAAAGUUGUUUGGAGAUUGAUGGAGUAAACCUGCAGGGGGUGCUAUGGUGGGUAGACCGGGUUUGGCCCCACCACUGAAAUAGGCUAAUGCUCUGGAUUAAUGUCUGACACCUGCUACCAACAGAUAGCAUCAAGUUGUACCAUUACCUCUUGCACUAUUUUGCCUUGUUUUAUUGUUUAUUUAAAGGGAAUUCAUUUUUUGAGGCCUUUAAAGAGUCAAAUUGGUGGUUAUCUAACAUAUGUAUGUAUGUAGAUAUGUAUAUACAUAUAUAUAUUGCAUUAGCUUGCACGUUUAUCUUACACUUGACUAAGGACUGUCAUUAGCAUUUUAUUCCUUUAACAUUCAUAUACUGUAGUCUUAUUAAUCGUGGCUGCCUAUUUCUCUAACAAAGUGAAUUCGGAUGGAGGUUUCACUCAGUUACAAUAAGGGGUGCUUAUUUUAAUACUACAAAAUAACAUGGUUACCCUUUACCAUGGCGCAAUGUACAUUUAUCAAAUCACGGAUAUUUUCAGCUCUUUACUGUACUUCAGUUUUUUUCCCGGAUUCUUUAUCGUGCUUUGCCAGUCCUGUUUAGUUGUGCCAAAAACAGUAAGCUUUUAUCUUUAGGUCCAGAUAGGAUUGUCCUUUGUGUAGUACUUGGGAUAUACAGAAUCAAGCACUAUGUAGCUUGCUAAUAGAAAACAUUAGGCAGUAGUCUCUUGACACAUUUGAGAGCUAAUGCUGAAAAGGAAAUUGCUAACACUGCUUGUAUUAUCACUAAUAUUAAUUGCUUGUUUCUGCAACUGAGAUGAGACAUCGGUGUGAAAGGGAGACACUUUGUGGCACUCUGGACUGGGCUGGAUUGAGUCCGGGGGGUUCAGGCAUUGAACAAUGUCCUAAUACAAUAAAUGAACCCCAUGGCCUUAAUUUGAGCCAGUGUUGGAGUGGAAACAGAUGUGAUGAGAUCUUGUUAGAGUCAUGGUGCCUUUCUAUCACUAAAUCCUCAUGUUGGGUGGUCAGACACCAAGAAGAAUUAUUCAAAAUGGUGCUUGGCUAGAAGAUGGCCUGGGAUUUGGUGACGCAAAGCAGAAACGUGCAGGUCCUGGGUUCAAAGGACGUCAUACACAGGCCACGCAUGGAGAACCGAAUUGUUUAUUGAUAUUAUUGCGCACUGAAAGCUAUAGAGAGAACAGAAUCAGCUGCUGUCAACUUAAAUUUAAUAAGAAUAGCCAUUAGUCUAGGUGAACAUUGUGGUCAGAAGCUUUACUCUGUCUGUCGUUUGUGAAAGAGAAAGCUUUCGCAACCCAAAGCUGGGGCUUUUUCUGCUUUAGAGUAUUUUAGCAUUCUAACAUUUUAAAUAACGGCAACCAUCUGACCGCGUCUAAGGUUAACACUUUUAGAUAGAUCCAUGUUUGGUGACGAUGAUGAUGAUGAUGACGACGGUAAACCUACAGUUCAAAUGAGCAAGUUGUUUGUGAACAAUGAAUGUCUUUCCUACAGAAAAGCUGAAAAUAAUCAGAACGUGUAUAUGAAAAACACAUUAAACAGUACUGUAUUUAAUAAUUA